Brassica oleracea var. oleracea is the source of this 1486-nucleotide messenger RNA. RefSeq lists its product as uncharacterized. Bases 62 to 1480 code for a protein of 472 amino acids. The transcript is spliced from 3 exons. Lineage: Eukaryota; Viridiplantae; Streptophyta; Magnoliopsida; Brassicales; Brassicaceae. The record is from RefSeq and is a predicted model, not a curated record.
UCUUUCUUAUUCUUCACUUAUAAAUCUUAGUUAAACUCAUCACUUAAACUCACGACUAGCAAUGGCGUCGAUCACCUGUUCCUCCGAUCAACGUCUCCCAACAAGCAAGAGACGUUUAAAGCCGUUGAUAUUAAGAGACUACUUAUUACUCGAUGAUCUCAGCUCUUGUUCAUCCAACGGCUUCAAAUCAUUCCCACGUCGUCAACCUCUUCCUUCCUCUUCAUCUUCCACCGUUCGUCGUCUCCUUGACGCCGAGAUGAAACUGUCAGGGUUGAUCCACAAGCCGCGUCUCACUAGAAGAAGCCGUACGACUUGCGGAACGGCGAUCAGUAACGCCGUCCAUAAAGCUUCUACGGCGUUUCUUAACGCCGUUAAACUUAUACCGUUCCAUGCAACCGCUACGUUAGGAAAGGGAGAUGAGAAACAACAAGGCGGUUUCUCUGGAAGCUUCUCUAAAAGACGCUUCUGGGGAAAACCGGUAAGUCAAUCUCGCCGUGAAGUUACCGUCAUUGACGUCGGAGAUGGAGAGAUCCAAUGGUGGCGAUCCGCCGCGUUUUUCCCGGACGAAGAGAGUUUAGGACAACCGUCCGAUCUGUUUUCUCAAAUCUCCACCGUCGCCGACGAAGCGACAUUCUCAGUCUCUGAAGAUUCGGUGAUCACCACCACCGUGAACAUUAUCAUCGGUGGUGACUCGUCGAGUUCCGGUAGCGAGUUUUUCACGAACUCGUCGUCGUCGGAGAUUGUACAGUCAUCUUCUUCGUUGUUCUCUUCGACGUCGAACGGAAACGACGCCGUGGAAGACGGUGGUGAGAUCGGAGAGAGUUUAAACGCACGUGACUGUGACGGAUCAUCUGUCAACUGCGACAGCCUGUGCAACAGAAAGGAAUUUGUGAAUGAAGAAAAAGAACAACUCAGUCCAGUAUCAAUCUUGGAAUGCCCUUUUGAAGAUGAAAUAACUGGUCUUAUCUCCCACCAAAAUGAUACAUAUGAGAAAAAUGCAAGAAAAAGCAGGAGAGUAAAUGGUUUGGUACGGCUUGAGCCACUAGAAUUGGAGAAACGCAUAGAGAAGUAUGUCGAGCGAGAAGAAGAAGAGUAUUCAUAUCACGUGGUAGAAACCGAAGAGGACGAAUCAGAAAACCGAGCAAACCGCUUGUUUGCUCUUGUGAAGUCAAGAAUCGGCGAAACAAACAACAUACUAGCUUUUAAUGUAGCAAAUAAUCUAUUGUUAGAUUAUCCUCAAGAAGAUAACAUUGGGGCAAAAGAAGAGACAUUAAUGGUGAAGAAAGUAGAAGAUUGGGUGAUGGAUAGACAAGAAGAGAUGUUUAUGAGUUGGGAAGUGAGGGAGAAGAGAGAGGUUUAUGUGAAGGAAAUGAAAUGGGGUUGCAUUAAUGGAGAUGAGAAAGAGAAUGUGGUUGAAGAAUUGGCUAAUGGUUUCUUCACUUUCUUGGUGGAUGAAUUCAUCUUCGACUUAGUUUUGUGAUGAUGA